Molecule: messenger RNA, 1950 nt
Organism: Nannospalax galili (Upper Galilee mountains blind mole rat)
Lineage: Eukaryota; Metazoa; Chordata; Mammalia; Rodentia; Spalacidae
Gene: Gpr25
Product: G protein-coupled receptor 25
Exons: 1
Coding region: 1-1080 (359 amino acids)
Biological process (GO): immune response; G protein-coupled receptor signaling pathway
Cellular component (GO): membrane
Molecular function (GO): G protein-coupled receptor activity
Source: RefSeq, a predicted model, not a curated record
AUGCAGUCCACCGAGGCCUGGAGCCCCAGCCCGGGGUCGGUGUCCUGGAACUACUGGGGCUCGGGUUCCCUGGACGAGGCAGAGCUGUGCCCGGCCUGGGACCUGCCGUACGGCUACACCUACAUCCCAGCGCUCUACCUGGCGGCCUUCGCCGUGGGCCUGCUGGGCAACGCCUUCGUGGUAUGGUUAUUGGUCUGGCGGCGCGGGCCGCGGCGGCUGGUGGACACCUUCGUGCUGCACCUGGCGGCCGCCGACCUGGGCUUCGUGCUCACUUUGCCGUUCUGGGCCGUGGCGGUGGCGCGCGGCGGCCUCUGGCCCUUCGGCGACGGCCUGUGCAAGCUCAGCAGCUUCGCGCUGGCCGCCACUCGCUGCGCAGGCGCGCUGCUGCUGGCCGGCAUGAGUGUGGACCGCUACCUGGCGGUGGUGAAGGGGCUGGAGGCGCGGCCACUGCGCACACCGCGCUGCGUGCUGGCCGCGUGCUGCGGCGUCUGGGCCGCGGCGCUCCUGGCCGGCCUCCCGGCCCUGCUGUACCGCGGGCUGCGGCCGGUGCCCGGGGGCAGCCAGUGCGGCGAGGAACCGUCCGACGUGGUCCAGGGCCUCAGUCUGCUGCUGCUGCUGCUGACCUUCGUGCUGCCGCUGGCCGUCACGGUCGUCUGCUACUGCAGCAUCUCGCGCCGCCUGCGCAGCCCGCCGCACUUGGGCCGGGCGCGGAGAAACUCGCUGCGCAUCAUCUUCGCCAUCGAGAGCAGCUUCGUGGGCUCCUGGCUGCCCUUCAGCGUCCUGCGAGCCAUUUUCCACCUGGCGCGGCUGGGCGCACUGCCGCUGCCUUGCCCGCUACUGCUGGCGCUGCGUUGGGGUCUGUCUAUCGCCACCUGCUUGGCUUUCGUCAACAGCUGCGCCAACCCAGUCAUCUACCUCUUGCUGGACCGCUCGUUCCGCGACCGGGUCCGGCUCGGGGUCUGCGGGCGCGCGAGUCGCCAGGUGCGCAGGAUCAGCUCGGCCUCCUCACUCUCCAGGGACGACAGCUCGCUGUUCCGGGGCCGGGCCCCGACCGCCAACUCUGCCUCGGCAGCUUGGUAGCCUCCCCAGGGCGGCGGAGGUGGAGGAGCAGCGGAUCUCCUCGGCUCCGGAGAGAGGGGCCGCCGGGAGGGCGACUCUGCAUCCCAGAUGCUCCUGUUCUCCAGCAGCAGCAUUCCGUUCCAGCCAGCACUGCCUCACCCUCUGCCUAGAUCACCGGGGACUCCCCAUCUGAACUACAAAGCUGGCUGCUGAGAUGAACUAUCCUCUCAGCCCAGAACGGGUGGGGGAGUGUGUGUGUGUGUGUGUGUGUGUGUGUGUGUGUGUGUGUGUGUGGUGUAACUGGGCUAAUUUUCCCCACGGCAAGAAAGACCAUGGACGGCCACCUGGAGAAGCACCGGUUCGCCUAGUACAAGCAAGGGAAGUGGGCUUCCUUCUCUACACCAUCCAGAUAGCUGGGACCAGAAUAUCCACUCCAGGCUCUCAAAGGCCCCUCUUGUCUCUGACUAUUCAAAGUCCCGCUCAGAGACCUUUGUCCUCGGAAAAAUGCCAAGUCUCGUCUAGCACUGUCGCAAAGACAUUUUGUAGAUCCUGAGGACCAACAGCCCUUUUGCUCGUUUUUGCAGCUGUGGUGCUGUAUACUUAGUCAUCCCCAAUUCAGACUUUUAUUUUCAAAGGCGCACCAAAGGCAUAAGAACCCGUCCCAGUGUGAGGUGCCCAAUUUGUUCCUUCCCACCUACUCUCCCAAAGUACCUACCUUGAUGUGGUGACCCGUCUCUCAUCAGGUGAAGCUCACCAGGAAGCUGUCUGGUCUUCUUUCUUGUUACCGGGGAUCUGAAACUUUUCAGUAGGUGUUCAGAUUCCCCAUCACUCAGCCAGAGACCCCAAUUUCUGUGACUUUAGUCUCCUCAAUAAACACUUUUGCUAGCCCUA